Molecule: messenger RNA, 5092 nt
Organism: Melanotaenia boesemani (Boeseman's rainbowfish)
Lineage: Eukaryota; Metazoa; Chordata; Actinopteri; Atheriniformes; Melanotaeniidae
Gene: ccnd2a
Product: cyclin D2, a
Exons: 5
Coding region: 223-1113 (296 amino acids)
Biological process (GO): regulation of cyclin-dependent protein serine/threonine kinase activity; positive regulation of G1/S transition of mitotic cell cycle; mitotic cell cycle phase transition
Cellular component (GO): cytoplasm; cyclin-dependent protein kinase holoenzyme complex; nucleus
Molecular function (GO): cyclin-dependent protein serine/threonine kinase regulator activity
Source: RefSeq, a predicted model, not a curated record
UGCGCCAGGCAGAUGAAAGUAAAGGCGCACUUUGGGGAGAGAGGAAAAAAAGUUCUCAGCAAGGAGAGGCAGGACUACUCACGCGGAGCUCCUGCAGUCUCACUUUUUUAUGCCUCUAAAACAUUUUCUCUGUCAUCUUUUUUUGCAUUUUUGCUCUGCGACACCGCUUUUACGUUUCCGAGGGACAAAUCUUACUUUUUGACUUAAGCGAAAGCCGCAGCCAUGGAGCUGCUCUGCUUCGAAAUGGACACCAACAUACGAGCUCGUCCCGACCCGAACCUCCUGGAUGACAGAGUCCUGCAGAGAUUGUUGACUAUAGAGGAGAGGUUUCUACCUCAAUAUUCAUAUUUCAAAGGUGUCCAGAAAGAUAUUCAGCCGUUUAUGAGGAGGAUGGUAGCGACCUGGAUGUUAGAGGUUUGUGAGGAGCAGAAGUGCGAGGAAGAAGUUUUUCCCCUGGCCAUGAACUACUUAGACAGAUUUUUAGCAGUGGUACCCACCAAAAAGUGUAACCUACAGCUGCUGGGAGCAGUCUGCAUGUUUCUUGCAUCCAAAUUGAAAGAGACUCGUCCAUUAACUGCAGAGAAGCUUUGCAUCUACACAGAUAACUCCAUUAGACCGCAAGAGCUGCUGGAAUGGGAACUUGUGGUUUUGGGAAAGUUGAAGUGGAACUUGGCAGCAGUAACACCGAACGAUUUCAUCGAACACAUUGUUAGGAGGCUGCCGCUGCCCGAGGAUAAGCUGGCACUUAUACGGAAACACGUCCAGACCUUCAUCGCCCUCUGUGCCACAGAUUUCAGAUUUGCCAUGUACCCUCCCUCCAUGAUUGCCACAGGAAGUGUGGGGGCAGCGAUCUGCGGCCUACAGCUGAAUUCAGCCGAUCAGUCACAGUGGGGUGACAGUUUGACAGACCUGCUGGCCAAAAUCACCAACACAGAAGUGGAUGUUCUCAAAGAGUGCCAGGAGCAGAUCGAGCGCGUGUUGGAGAGCAGCCUACGCGAAGGACGGCAGCAGCAACAGCAACAGCAGCAGACUCAGAGAGGUCCCAGCGGAAAAGGCCUGGACGAGCUGGAUCAGUCCUCCACCCCAACAGACGUCCGCGAUGUUAACUUGUGAACCACCGGAGGGCAUUUGCCCCGGAUUUACAGAGAAAAAGAAAGAAAAGAAAAAACAUCAUGAAAAAACUUCAAUCUUCUUAAAAGCAGAAAAAAAGAACAAAAGAACAAAAAUGUUAAAAACACAAGAAACGUACAAUGCUUGCUAGGUUUUGUAGAUGAUCUGAUCUUAAAGUAAAAAAACAAAGAAAAAACAAAAGCACCUGCACAUAAAAUAUAUUUUCUAUAAUGUUCUGGUCUAAAAGCAACAAAUUUAAUAAGUUGAAGCUCUGUGGUGCCUUGGAUAAACAGAAGGGAAGCCAAUCACAUUUGCAUUCUGCCUUUGAUUGUAUAGUAUGGUCUUUAAGUUAUAUUUUAACCAGAGCUUGAUUAUGUGGCUGUUAUGGUUGAAGUUGUGGAAACCAUUCAGAGACUGCAUACACAGGGGCUUACAUUUCUUCUUCUCUGUUUAGUUUUCUAUGAGUAUUAUCACCUUACAUUUGUUACUGGUGUAAGAAAGCGCAUGUUCCAGCUCCCCGGCUGUCAGACAUCCACAUGUGUAAUGAGGAUGAGGCAGAGGAAGCCCACAGAACUUAGUGCUAAAGUUUUGUGGGUCCCAUUUCCAGGCAACAGCUGGGAUGAUAAUAAUUAUUAGUAGUAGGAGUAAUUGCUAUUAUUAUCAUUGGACAUAUUUUGGAACUGAGUGGUAGAUCAAUAAGCUCCUUUUUGUCAGGCUGCUUGUAUGUGUCAGUUUGUGGAUGCAGCGUGCAAGCAUGUAUGUUUUGUGCAUGGUUGCAUUCAUGUGCGUGUCUGUAGGAGGUGUGUGAUAAAUAGUCUGUGUGUGUGGUGUGAAUGUUACAUGUGGUCCUGUAGCUACAUUAGCAGCGUGCAUUCUGUGGUGUGAGGCACUUGAGUGAAGUCGUAGACUUAUAAUUCUAUGUUAAAUGACAGCAGGUUAAGUUGAGGCUGUGUUUGUCCAUCCGUGUAACAGGGCAUCUAUGCUGUGUCACUGCCUUCAUGCAUUAAUGGUGAAUCGUGGUUCACUGCUGGCCAACAGUAAACAGUGUGGACUGUGAAUGAGAUGGAAGAUAUGGGCAAAGGGACUUUGCUUUAGAGCCUCAUAAGGCUGUUUCAUGUUAGAACCAGAGAUGAUAUGAGGUAUCUUACUGCCACUGUGAUGAUGAAAUAUCACAGAUGGCUUUGUUCUACCUACAUUCUUCAUCUUGUAAUGAUGUGAUCUUUCCUCAUCUGUGAAAGGCUGCUUUGAGUCUGUGCAGAGGAAUAAAGACUUCUCACAUGUGCAGCAGGCAUGGUGCAUGUGAAAACAUGCCAGGACAGUGUUUUGCAGAAAGUUUUUUGUUGUUAUCUAUGUUUCCAAGUUGGAACUCCACUGCGUUUUUUAGCAGGGAGGGAGGAGAGUGAGAUGUGGAGAGAUUUAGAAAGAUGUCACUGUGGCAGGAUGGAGAGGAUUUCAGUGUUGCAGGAGCAUGCUGCUGUUCAGGAGAUGUGGAUGAUGUUCAGCCGUUGGCUGGAAAAUGCUGAACAAAAAGACACCCAAAAGCCUCACAGUGAAACUUUGAUGUCUGCAUGUUGGGGUGGAAUCAUCUUUAAUUUCUUCUGACGGAUGUCUACUUUUGAAGAAAUGUUCUGCGUUUCCAUUUACAUAGAAAUGAUAUGAGGAACUAAGACUGUACGCUGCCAGAUCGUGCAAGGAUCAACUUAUUGUGUUUGGGGUGGGGGUGGGUACAUGGUUAGAGGAUGAAAAUAUUACUGUCAAUGCAUCUGGAGUCCCACAUAGGGUUGUUUUCAGCUUCCCUAUAUGAUUUCAAUGGCAAAGCACUUUGAGAACAUGCUCCCCAGGAGAUGAGUAAAAUGAAAUGCGUAGGGUGGGGAUUGGAGGUGAAUGGAUAUUUUAUUCCUUUUUUUCCUCAUUAGCCUUUUUCUUUGGUUUACUUUGUAGGGCUGGUUUCCCAAACAUCAGACAUACCAUGGCCAAGCACAACUCAAGUUUAAAAGGCUUUCCACAACUUACAAUAAAAGGACAUUCCUAUUAAAAAUACAUUCCUGCUCAAGCAAAUUACAAGUCAGUGGAGGAGAAUUUGAACAAAUGACAUAAAAUCACUAUGAAUCAGAAAACGCCAUGACAGAGUUUGGUCCACGUUUUCUUUUCCACCGCCAAGAAAUGAAAUAUUUUUUACUUGAAUUUUUUUUCCUCUUUUUAUUUAUCUGCAUCACAGCCACAGAGAGCCACACGGCAGCAAUGAGCUACGAGACAGGUGGUUGGAACAUCCAGUAUUUGCACAUGUUCUUCAAAGGGCAAUGAUGUUAACAACGUUGAGACGACCGCACAGCCGUUAUUAAAAACAGCGAAUGGUCAGUUUGUCUGUGGUGCUGGCUCGCGUAGGUCUGAUUCAGGCCGACUUGUCUGUCAGUGAACACAUCUGUCCCCUGUGAGCAUUGCUGCUUUAAAUAAAUGGCAAAGGGGCGCAUCAGAAAAGGCAGACAUGAGCACAAAAGGCAGGUUUUUUUCGUUUGUGUUAUCUUUUGAUCGGACACGUGGCUUUGCAACAUCAAGGUGUCUUUGAAUUAAUGUUUCAUGAUAAUAUGUGACUUUGCUGAUCGUGUGUUUAUCAGUCUGAGGGGGGAAUGUGGGGAUCGGGUGUCUUUCAGUGAAACUGAAAAAUUCAAUGACGCAUUUGCCAAAACAUCCCCAGUCAGAAUAUCUGGAGUGACCCCGUCAUUUUGCCUGUUUGCCUGACGUAAGCUCUCUCCCAAACUAAACGGUUGUGAUUUUUCUUUCCUGCAAUUUGUUGCAUGUGUUUUAUAUUGACACACUUCAGUUUGUGUAUGAUAUAUGUUUUUUGGGGUGACCAGAUCCGCAAAAGGGUUUUUCUAAGAUUUAGAGAUACUGUAUUCCAAAGUGAAGAGAGGGCAGAGGAGGAGGUGUGAAGACAUCAACAAAAAAGUGUCAAUAUUUUAUUGUCUUUUUGCGCUGCUAAAAGCUAUGAAUUUGUUUCAUUUAUACAAAAAAAUAACAUUACCUAGUCGUGAUGUGUCACUUGUGUGCUGCUAUUUUAUAAACAUUUGUAUUAUAAUAUAAUUAUUUUACUGCUUAAGAGAUACUUCCAGAAAACAAAGUAGAUGGUGAUAGAAGAACAUGAAAUGAGUAUUCGACUGGAAAUGUUCUUUGUACAGUUAGAUAGCAUGUUUCAUUUCCUCUUUUUAUGUUUUUUUUUUGUUUGUUUGUUUGUUUUUGUUUUUUUUUUAUUUUGUUUUUUUUCUGUUGGUUUUUUUGUUUGUUUGUUUGUUUGUUUGUUUUUUUGCUGUCCUCCUUCUGUCACAUUCUGCAUCAGUGGUAUUUCCCAUACCUCAGGAUUUACUGGACUUAAAUAAAACACAGAUUCAUUGCCUUAUACCUCUGCAGUGAGGAAACCUGGAACAGAGGAGGAAAAAGAGGGGAAACAACGACAGAUUAGCAUUUUUCUGGAUGAUUCCCACUGAUUUACUUGCUCAGUGACAUUGGAAAGAGGAACAAUGCAAGGCUUCCACUUGGACCUCAGCUAUAAUGAAGGAGGAGGGAGGGCAGAAUUAAUUGUGUAAUUGCAAUGUUUUUCUUUGAGCAGAUAGUUAAAGUAUGUUCGUUUCUGUUUGUGCUGGUGCUACACCUGACUUGCUAAGUGUUCGAGAGGGAAAAACAACAUUCCUGCGAUGGCCAAAGGACAGUUCUUGCUUGUUACAGCCAUGAUCAUGCUGAAUGUCAGUAAAUAUGGAUUCUGUAUGUGAGAAAGAUGUGUUUUAAUCUAAAGCAUUGUGUUUGUGCACCACUGGAACUGCCACACCUGUCACAUCCAGUCAUAAAUAUUCUGAUAUCUGGACGUUUGAAUGGUGCAGAUUUCCCUUUGGCUCCCUCCCUCCUUCCACUGUAACUCAUAUUGUGUACCUCAGAUGUCUGUUGCACAACCUCUGUUCAAUAAACUUCUGCUUUAAAGGGUGUGACACCA